AUGUUCGGCAAUAAAUCAGUGUAUAUUCAAACAAUUGUUUGGAAUGAGAGACGUUUUAUUGAGUCUAAAUCAGCACGAUAUGCAGCUCGACGAUGUCUAUAUCGAGCAGCAAAUAUUCUAUUAAACAUUGAAUUUAAAAACCUUUCAAAUCAAAAUAAUGAAAUUCUUCAUGAAAUAAAUCGCAGUGAAAAUGAUUUACAAAAAUAUGAUGAAAAACUUCAAAUGCUUGAUAAUAUGAGUCAAUUAGCAACACAAUCACUUGAAGUUUAUUUUCAAACACGCAUGGAAAAUCUACGUACAUUUGUUAAUGAACAAUGUCGUAUUAUUGCUGAUGGUAUACAAGAAGAAGCUGAUCAUUGGAAAGAAAUUCAUGCCAUGUUGCAACAAAAAUUAGUCGUUCCCGGUGAUUUACGUUCAUAUGGUGGUGGAAAUGGUUUACCGCGAGGAGUGAAGCAAAGUCCAGAUUUUAGUCGAAUUCUUGAAGAAGAGGAAGAAGAAGAAGAAUAUGAGGAAGAGGAAGAAAAGAACAAUGAUGUAUCUAUUUUAUUGCAAGCACGAACUCUGACACCUUUGAUCACACAAACAUUAAAAAAGGCUCGUUUACGUGCUUCAAAAUUCUCGCAAGAUACGUCAAUGAUUGGUACUUCUCAACUUAAUAUGUCUACAACUGUUCAUGAAGAAACAUUAGUCGAAGAAUCACCAUCUCCAGUAAAAGCGAUAGGAAAUCAUAUGACAUUGCGUGAUGUAUCUGCUAUUGAAAAAGAAACCGAAAUGGAAACAGAUAUUACUAAUGCUGAUUUAUCUGUUUCACUUUUACAAUUUAUUCCAACAGUAAACAAUGAUGAAGAUAAAAAAGAACAUAAUAAAUCUAUACGUUCAACAAUCUCAGAUAAGACAUUUGUUAAAAAUUCACUUAAACCAAUCGCAUCCGAAGAUGAAACUGAUGAUGAUGAUGAUGAUGAUAAUGAAGAUACCAUAGUCGAAGAAAGUAUUAUUAAUAAUAGUAAAGAACGUAUUCGUUCAUUGCUAUUAACUACUGAUCAAUCCAUUCGUAUUCGUGAUCGGCAAUCAGGACAAGAAAAAUUAUCUUUGUCAAAUAAAUCUCUUGAAGAAAAACCAAAAAUUAAGCAAGAAAAAGUCAGUUUUCGAGAACCAAUUAAAAUAAAUAAUCACAAUAGUAAUGUACAAGAAAAUCAUUUAGGAAAAACAUUUUUAUUAAAUAAUCAUACAUUUGAUGCUGAAAAAUCAGAGUACGUUCGACCGACCAUCAUUAUUAAUAAUGAUACUUCGAGAUUAUCACCGAUAGCAUCAGCUGAAUCAGAAGAAGAGGAAGACGAACAACAACAGCAACAACAACCACAAAUCAAUACAUCGAAAAGAGUAGAGAAACGUUCAAUUGAUCAAGUAUUAUCAACAUCAACGACAACUAGUCGAAAUAAAACAUUAAAAAGUCCACUUGUGACACAAUUGCCACCCGCUGUGCCAAUACUAACUCUUGAAAACAGUAAUAAAAGACGGACAACCCGUCGGACAAUUCAAGACAGUCAAAAUGUGCCACCACAACCGGUUGAAACACAAACUAAAACUCGUUAUCAAACACGAUAUUCAACUCGACUGGCAGGAACAAUUGUAACUGAAGAAACAACAAUAUCAACGACAACACAUCGACGAGCAACACGUCUUACUUCAGAAUAG
Messenger RNA from Rotaria socialis, 1695 nucleotides. Lineage: Eukaryota; Metazoa; Rotifera; Eurotatoria; Philodinida; Philodinidae. The record is from the annotation of a GenBank genome assembly.